Messenger RNA from Medioppia subpectinata, 496 nucleotides. Lineage: Eukaryota; Metazoa; Arthropoda; Arachnida; Sarcoptiformes; Oppiidae. The record is from the annotation of a GenBank genome assembly.
CCGGAAUGUUUGUCCACAAUCUGUGCUCAUCAAUAAGAAGGGCACCUGGAAGUUGGCCGGACUCGAGUUCACUGAGAAGUGCGCUGAUGGAGAUCUGAUGACAUCGAUUCCGUGUCAAGCGUUCACAUCAAAGCUCCCGAAGAUGGCUCAACCGGACUUGGAUUUCACGGCCCCUGAAGUGCAGAGUGUUUCGAGUUGUAGUGCAAUGAGUGAUAUGUUCUCUUUGGGUCUUCUCAUCGCCAGUCUCUACAACAACGGAAGAUCACUGAUUGAGUCCAAUCUAAACACAUCUCACUAUUGCAAACAAUUAGAUUCGCGGAGAAGUCAGGGCAAAGGGGUUGCAUAUUUUACAUGGACUAACAUUGAGAAUGAGGGUGUAUUUUAUAUUGAGAGGGGUGGCAAUGACUUUGUCGGUUACAUAAACUGGAUCAUCAUUUACAUGAACUUCUUGAUUCCAUACCCCAUCACUUACAAGACCCACUUCAGGGACUCCUAG